This is a messenger RNA of Oikopleura dioica, 1065 nucleotides long. The record is from the annotation of a GenBank genome assembly. NCBI's taxonomy places the organism in Eukaryota, Metazoa, Chordata, Appendicularia, Copelata, Oikopleuridae.
AUGGGUAAACUAACGAGAGCAAUGAGUGGACGGUUGAAAGUCUUUUCGUAUUUGAUGACUUUUGGGUUCCUGGCUGCACUUGGCUGCGCAUUGUACUUCGGACUUUAUGACGACGCGGAAGAUAUUGCUGUUUUCAACUUCAAGAAACCAACAAAUCAUGAAGUCGAGCUCGAUGAGCCUAACGGCCUCAUUCAACCCUUCAAGUACAUCGUCUUUACUGACCCACAGCUUGGCCUUCGAGAUGCUGUCGAGGGAAAUGAUGGAACUGACUGGCGAAAAGAUUUGGAAGCAAUUGAAUUAUUUGGCGAACUGAGCAAGAAUCUUGAACCUGAGUUCAUCGUCUGUGACGGAGAUCUAAAUAAUGCCUAUCCAGUUGUUCGUAAUCCUGACGAUGAUCCAGCUUUCAAACCUCUCUAUCGACCUCCACAGACUUUUGACUUGCAAACUGCCUUUCAAAAAUCACUCGCUAAUGAUAUCCCAACUUUUAUGCUCGCUGGAAACCACGACUUGGAAGAACCAAACCCCGACAUUAUGGACGCAUAUCAAAAAGUCUGGGGAGAGAGCUACUUCUCCUUCUGGAAUCGAGGACACUUAUUUGUCUCCGUCGAAACUCAGUUUUAUCGAUCAGAAGAUCCAGAAACUGUCCCUCUUAUGAACGAACACAACAAAUGGCUUGAAGAUACUCUCGCCUCAACGGAUGCAUUCAAGACAGUGUUCCAGCACGUGCCUCUCUUCAUCGACAAUUCCGAAGAAACUGACUCGGAGUUCUUCGAAAAGUCCGUACCGCUCGAGCACCGGAAAUACUUGUUGGAUCUCUAUUGUCAGAAUAAUGUCAAAGUCGUUAUCUCUGGACACACACAUUUCACCCACUUUCCAGCGGAAUACGAAUGUGCAAAUGGGCAAACUGUGAAACAAGUGAUCAUAACAUCGAUUAGUGCUCAGUUGGAUUGGGUAAAUGAAGCCGGAAAGCAUUUUCCCGAAGGGCUUGAUGGACAUGGUGAGCCUGAGUUCCUGCUAGUCACUGUAAACGGUGAUAUAAUGGAGUUUCAGAUGAUCAAAAUGUGA